AUGGAUUUUUCCGGUAAAGUUGUUGUACUUACUGGCGCCAGUUCUGGCAUUGGUGCUUCAACAGCCGUUUACUUGGCUAAACUAAACGCGAAACUCACGCUUGUUGGCAGAAACGUAGCUAAUUUGAAGAAAGUCAGAAGUGAAUGUGAGAAAUACACAGACACCCUUUCAGUGGUCGCAGAUUUGACCAAGGGUGCUGAUAUUGAGAACAUCAUAAGGACCACAAUCGAUCGGUAUGGACAAAUCGAUGUCUUGGUUAACAACGCAGGAAUUUUGGAGAUGGGAACUAUUGAAAACACCUCUCUUGAACAAUGUGAUAGGAUAAUGAACACCAAUGUGCGUUCAAUAUAUCAUUUAACAAUGCUGGCAACACCACACAUUGUCAAGACUAAAGGUAAUAUUGUCACUGUAUCAAGUGUGAACGGAUUAAGAUCAUUUCCAGGUGUUCUCGCUUACAAUGUGUCUAAAGCAGCUGUUGAUCAGUUUACGAGAUGCGUAUCAUUAGAGCUUGCACCUAAAGGUGUAAGGGUCAAUAAUGUUAACCCUGGAGUGGUUGUGAGUGAACUGCAGAAGCGUGGAGGCUUGUCCGAGGAGCAGUAUGAGGCUUUUUUGGUGAGAAGUAAAGAAACUCAUGCUCUAGGAAGACCUGGACAACCAGAUGAAGUGGCAGCAGCGAUUGCGUUCCUUGCCAGUGAUUUAGCGAGCAACAUUACCGGUGUCAGUCUACCUGUUGACGGCGGAAGACAUGCCAUGUGUCCACGAUAA
Messenger RNA from Achroia grisella, 765 nucleotides. Its product is annotated as 3-oxoacyl-[acyl-carrier-protein] reductase FabG-like. Bases 1 to 765 code for a protein of 254 amino acids. NCBI's taxonomy places the organism in Eukaryota, Metazoa, Arthropoda, Insecta, Lepidoptera, Pyralidae. The record is from RefSeq and is a predicted model, not a curated record. Gene Ontology annotation, molecular function: oxidoreductase activity. The transcript has a single exon.